CCCGCGCCUGCGCAGUGCGGCUGGACAGACCCGAACGGGUCACCCUGACGGUGUGGACGGCGCCGCGAUGCUAACCAGGUUCCUGGGCCCGCGCUACCGUGAGCUGGCGAGGAACUGGAUGCCCACGGCGGGCACAUGGGGCACCGUGGGUGCUGUGGGGCUGGUAUGGAUGACCGACUGGCGGCUGAUUCUGGACUGGGUGCCUUACAUCAAUGGCAAGUUUAAGAAGGACGAUUAAUCAAAAUGACCGUCUGUGGACUCCUCUGGCAUCCAGUGGUCUGGUGGUGCCAGCUUCUGCCAUGGUAGCACCUGCUGCAUCAGGAACAGCCCACGCCCUCCGGAUGGACCCCGAGGAAAUCCACAGCAUUACUUAAGACGUCUCAUGUUUCGAAAACAGCUUGGAUGUUUUAAUGCGUGUAGCAUUAAACUUCACUGUGAAACCUGC
Lemur catta (Ring-tailed lemur) is the source of this 445-nucleotide messenger RNA. Its product is annotated as cytochrome b-c1 complex subunit 10. Lineage: Eukaryota; Metazoa; Chordata; Mammalia; Primates; Lemuridae. The record is from RefSeq and is a predicted model, not a curated record. The transcript has 3 exons. The coding region runs from base 68 to 238 and encodes 56 amino acids. Gene Ontology annotation, cellular component: mitochondrial inner membrane. Gene Ontology annotation, biological process: mitochondrial electron transport, ubiquinol to cytochrome c.